Messenger RNA from Symphalangus syndactylus (siamang), 709 nucleotides. RefSeq names its product S100 calcium binding protein A3 (gene S100A3). Gene Ontology annotation, molecular function: calcium ion binding; transition metal ion binding; calcium-dependent protein binding. NCBI's taxonomy places the organism in Eukaryota, Metazoa, Chordata, Mammalia, Primates, Hylobatidae. The record is from RefSeq and is a predicted model, not a curated record.
GAGUUUUUCUUCUGGAUGCAGCUUCCUUGAGUUCAGGGCAGGAGGCAGGUGAGGAUGGCCAGUCCUCUGGAGCAGGCAGUAGCUGCCAUCGUGUGCACCUUCCAGGAAUAUGCAGGGCGCUGCGGGGACAAAUAUAAGCUCUGCCAGGUGGAGCUCAAGGAGCUGCUGCAGAAGGAGCUGGCCACCUGGACCCCGACUGAGUUUCGGGAGUGUGACUACAACAAAUUCAUGAGUGUUCUGGACACCAACAAGGACUGCGAGGUGGACUUUGUGGAGUAUGUGCGCUCACUUGCCUGCCUCUGUCUCUACUGCCACGAGUACUUCAAGGACUGCCCCUCAGAGCCCCCCUGCUCCCAGUAGCCUCUGCUCCAGGGGGUGCGCUGGCUGUCGGGGGCUGGGCAUGUCUCCCACACCCCCUCCUAUCCUCCUGUACCCCUUUCAAUCUGGACUUGCCCAGGUCUUUUGUGAUCAGUUAACCCAUUUUACCUAGGAAGCCCAGAGAUGUGAGGGCUCCUUCCUCAGGAUGCCCAGUGAACGAGGGGUAGAGCCACUCUGGGCCCCAGCCUGCCUGCUGCACCUCUGCGGCCUCCCUUGUGGAUGGGAGGAGGCGGGAUCUGCUCUGAGGGCCUCGAGGCUCAGCAGAGUGUGCACCAAUGAGACCACGAUGGGAAAGGGCCUAUUUAACUCAUAAUAAAAAACUGGCGUCAGC